AUGGUAGAGAAGAAGGGCCCUAAACAAGCGACGCUGCUUGGCUUCUUCUCGCCGUCGAAGGCUGACCAGGAAUCAGACGAGAACACAGCAGACUCAGAGCCAAAGAGCGUCGCAGCCAAGCGACCAAGAUCCAGCUCAAAAUCUGCUGAAAAGGAGGCGAGUGCUGUUAAUACUGGUACCAAUGCGGAGUGUGUGACGCAAAAGAAGGCCACACCAGUCAAACCGAAGGCGAGAGCGAAGCCUAAAGCCAAAGCUAAGGGGAAAACGAAGGCGUCGCCUAAAGCCAAAGCCAAACCGAGAAAAAGGAGGCAACCGGCACGAUUCGUGUCACCUCAUGCUGCCGUGAAUAGUGGAGACGACGACGAAGACUUGGACGAUGACGAGGAUGUGUUCAACACGCCCGAAGCGAAGCGAGCGAGAGCGGAACUUGAAGCAGGCGGGGAGACUGUGCCCGCUGGAGCUUCCAUCUCGGACGACGCGAUAGUGGACGAGUCGGAUGUUGUGGAUAUCAGUGGAGAGGAGGCAGCUACCGCAGCUGAGACUGUAGCGGAUGCAGGUGCAGAGGACGUUGCAUCUAAAGACGACGAUUGUUCUGGAGACGUGGUGGAUCUGAUUGCUGUGGAUGAUGCAGCUAAACCCUCAACAGCACAGGAUCAGGGCACAAAGACAAGAGGCAAGAGAGGCAAUAAAGCAGCAACCAAGACGCCGACUAAGCGACAACAAAAGAUGAAGGAGAAAGCUGUGGCUGAAGCCAAACCUGCCCCUGUGGAGCCUUUGGACCCGGCAAUUCAGACUCGUGUGGACACAUACAAGCUCAAGACUGAUGAGUUGACUCGGCAGUAUACAGAACUGCUGCAAUCCACGCAAGAGAGCGACGCGAUCAUGCAAGAAAUCUACGGCGCUGGACUGGAUCGCGACUUGGACGUCACUUUAGACCAGAACAAAGCACAACAAGCUGUGGCGGAGACGUGGCAGAAGCUCAGAGACAGCGCACAGUGCUCCAGUCCUGCAGACGCUGCAGUGCUGCCGUCUACCAUUGAAUUUCCUCACGAAGUCAAGAGUUUAAUCGUCAAGAACAUCCAGGGGAAAGCUUCAAGUCUAUCAGCCGUCACCAGUCAGCUUCUUGCCUUAUUCAAGAGAGGUCUCGAGGCGGAGGACGUGGAUAUGGAGGCGACAGAGAGCUCACGCUCCUGCGACACACAUCAACUAGACACGGCGGCCACUCUGGCGAUGGAGAUGGAGAUCAAAAUGCUCGCUCAACGCACGCCACACGGUGUGAAACCUGUGAAAGCUAAUGUGUUCGAGGACACAAGUGUCGACGCGUUGUGGACGUGGGAAGUAGGCAACGUGGACAAAUAUUUCCCAGAGGAGGCCCAGAAGACGAUCAAGCGGAUGCGCAAGAACCGCAAGCGUCUGGGGCACCAACUGCGAGCUCUGGCGCGUGUUAUCCAGCUGUUGCACCAGAAACCAGUGGACGAGGCCAAGGUGAGUGCUGAGGAGGCCAAGAUCGGGAAGUUUGGCUUUGUGGUGGACGCCGAGCGGCAGAAAGCGAAGCAGCGCGAGACGAAAGAGCAGGAGAAGCGGAACGCUGCGGAGGAGAAGAAACGACACGAAAUGGAGCGUCAACAGGCCAGGGAGGCGAAGGAUGAAGAAAAGCGCAAGCGUGAACGUCAAGAGGAGGAGAAAGAGAAGGCUGCGUCGUCCAAGCGACACAAGAGGUUCAUUGCGUUCUUUGGGGCCACGUCCUCGAAUAACGCUGCGCGUGCCGAAGCUGCGAUCGAUAUGACAGGCGAGCAGGACACUGAGGAAGCGAGCGACGCGGACGAAAGCGAGAGAGCCAAGAUCACUCGCAUGGACGUCGCUUUCGGCUUCUUGGGGCUAAGUAUUGACGAGGCUACUUCCUCCCCCCCACUGCCGAUCUUUUCGUCGCUAAAGGGCAAGCGCGAUGCGAGCAAGAAGCAAACAGUCGAGCUGCCUCCGAAUGGCUGGAGUGCUCGUCGGCAUCGAGAUUCGAAGCUGGGGGUAAUGAAGCUGCUGCAGUUCUACGAGAACAGCCGACCGGCGUACUACGGUACCUUCAGCUCGAGAAGUCCACUAUUCCAUGGCGGCAGACGGCCACUCGCACAUUUGGCCAAGCUCGACUACUCCGUGGACAGUGACGAUGAGUGGGAAGAAGAGGAGCCUGGCGAAAGCCUCUCGGACGAUGAGAAUGAUGGAGAGGAGUCGGAUGAGGAUAAUUUGGACUAUGGAGACCAAUGGCUGGCGUACGAGGAUGAGGUGGACUACAUGGACGGGAUGGAUGCUGGAGAUGACACGACAGAGCAUGGGGAAGGACCGUCGUCGCCAACUAAGCACAAGCUGCCGUCACAGCUGCAGAAGAAGCGGGUGAAGGCCAAAGCCGUCAAGCCUGCGAAGCUGGAGCCUCAGAUCCUUGGCCCGUUGUGGUGGGCUGAUGAAGACAGUAAGGAUCACGUUCAUGGGCUUGCUGGCGAGCUGUUGUGCGAGCCGAUGUUCGAAUCUACGUUGAUGCGUAAAGCUCGGGAGUAUGAAGAAGAACAGAGGCGAUUGGAGGCUGCACAACAAGAGCAGCAACGGAAGAAGGAACUGCAGCAGGAACAGGAGAAGCUGAAGACUCAGAAGGACAAGGCCGACGAGGCCAAGCAGAAGGCAGACGCUGCAGUCGCUAAGCCUGCGGAGAAAACUGCGCCUGCGAAGACUGUGACGGCUCCAAAGACAACACCGUCAAAGGCCACACCUCAGAAACCCAAGACGCAGAAAUCCCCAGCGAAGACUCCGGCCACCUCUUCGAGCAAGACCAAGACCGCGUCAGCUACUUCACCCUCACCGGCUAAGCCAUCGGUUGCUCAGAUAGAUACUUUUUUCCAGAAGAAGGUGGGCCCAGUGCCGGUGCCUCCCCCCAAUCCACAGCAGUCGACGCCGCAGCCGUCAGACAACCAACACAAGACGAAGGACGGCAGUGUGGAAAUCAUUUCGGUUGAUUAA
Messenger RNA from Phytophthora infestans T30-4, 3003 nucleotides. RefSeq lists its product as uncharacterized. NCBI's taxonomy places the organism in Eukaryota, Oomycota, Peronosporomycetes, Peronosporales, Peronosporaceae. Gene Ontology annotation, cellular component: nucleus; CAF-1 complex. The transcript is spliced from 2 exons. The record is from RefSeq and is a predicted model, not a curated record. The coding region runs from base 1 to 3003 and encodes 1000 amino acids. Gene Ontology annotation, biological process: nucleosome assembly.